UAUAUCUAUACACCCCACUCUCAUUUUUCCCCCAAUUUAUUCACACUCUCACUCAGAUCCAAAACCCUAACUCACCGUCAUAACUUAAAAACCUCCCAAAACACACGCACACAAACACCAUACGACGUCGUUUAAGUUCCGUUAGGGUUUCAUGAUUAGCUCCAACUAAUACUCCAAUCUAAUCAUGUGGAACGGAGACCAACAGAUGUGGAAUAACAACACUAACGGGAUGAUUGUUCCGCCGGGAACCGGCGGAGCACCGCCGUUAGCUCCGCCUGGGACCGGAGGAGCUGGAGGAUCGAUUCCGCCACCGCCGGCAACGCAGCCGUCGUACACUGUCUUGCCGUCGCCUGCAGAAGCGGAAGCUAGGUUAGAAGAAAAAGCGAGGAAGUGGCAGCAGUUGAAUUCCAAAAGAUAUGGUGAUAAAAGGAAGUUUGGAUUUGUUGAAACGCAGAAAGAAGAUAUGCCUCCUGAACAUGUUCGGAAAAUUAUUAGGGAUCAUGGUGAUAUGUCAUCGAAAAAGUAUCGACAUGACAAACGUGUAUACCUAGGGGCUCUCAAGUUUGUUCCUCAUGCAGUUUACAAGCUUCUGGAAAACAUGCCCAUGCCCUGGGAACAGGUCCGUGAUGUUAAAGUGCUAUAUCACAUCACCGGUGCAAUCACAUUUGUUAAUGAGAUUCCAUGGGUUGUUGAACCAAUAUAUCUUGCUCAGUGGGGGACCAUGUGGAUCAUGAUGCGGAGGGAGAAGAGGGAUCGAAGACAUUUCAAGAGAAUGCGUUUUCCUCCUUUUGAUGACGAGGAGCCUCCAUUGGAUUAUGCUGAUAAUCUUCUGGAUGUGGAUCCUUUGGAACCCAUUCAACUAGAGUUGGAUGAGGAGGAAGAUUCUGCUGUAUAUACCUGGUUCUAUGACCAUAAGCCUCUAGUGAAGACCAAACUUAUUAACGGACCAAGUUAUCGAAAGUGGCAUCUCUCACUUCCUAUCAUGGCGACACUUCAUCGAUUAGCAGGACAGUUGCUGUCUGAUCUUAUUGAUAGGAAUUACUUUUACCUGUUUGAUAUGGAGUCCUUUUUCACUGCCAAAGCUCUUAAUAUGUGCAUACCAGGUGGUCCAAAAUUUGAACCCUUGUACCGUGACAUGGAGAAGGGUGAUGAGGAUUGGAACGAGUUCAAUGAUAUCAAUAAACUUAUCAUCCGGUCACCCUUGAGGACUGAGUACAGGAUUGCUUUCCCUCAUCUGUAUAACAACAGGCCAAGAAAAGUAAGGUUAUGCAUAUAUCAUACGCCGAUGGUUAUGUAUAUAAAAACAGAGGAUCCUGAUUUGCCUGCAUUUUAUUAUGAUCCCUUGAUACAUCCCAUAACCUCUGCUAACAAAGAUCGGCGUGACAAGAAAUUGCAUGAAGAUGAUGAAGACGAUGAUGAUUUCUCUUUGCCAGAUGGUGUUGAGCCCUUGCUUACCAGUACUCCUUUAUAUACAGACACUACAGCUGCUGGUAUCUCUUUGCUAUUUGCACCCCGCCCCUUCAAUAUGAGAUCUGGUCGGAUGCGCCGUGCCGAAGACAUCCCUCUUGUAUCAGAGUGGUACAAGGAACAUUGUCCUCCUUCAUAUCCAGUGAAAGUGCGGGUUAGCUACCAGAAAUUAUUGAAGUGUUUUGUUUUGAAUGAGCUGCAUCAUAGACCACCUAAAGCUCAGAAGAAGAAGCACUUGUUCAGAUCACUCCAAGCUACUAAGUUUUUCCAGACCACUGAGCUUGAUUGGGCGGAAGCAGGUCUACAAGUUUGUAAGCAAGGUUACAACAUGCUCAAUUUGUUGAUUCACCGGAAGAAUCUUAAUUAUCUUCAUCUCGACUAUAAUUUUAAUCUGAAGCCUGUUAAGACGCUUACUACCAAGGAGCGUAAGAAGUCACGUUUUGGAAAUGCCUUCCAUCUUUGCCGUGAAAUCUUGCGUCUAACAAAGCUGGUUGUUGAUGCAAACAUUCAGUUCCGUUUGGGGAAUGUUGAUGCAUUCCAGUUGGCUGAUGGCCUUCAGUAUACUUUCUCUCAUGUUGGUCAGUUAACUGGUAUGUAUCGAUAUAAAUACCGUCUCAUGAGGCAGAUCCGUAUGUGCAAGGAUCUCAAGCAUUUGAUCUAUUAUCGGUUUAAUACUGGGCCUGUUGGGAAGGGACCUGGUUGUGGUUUCUGGGCUCCCAUGUGGAGAGUUUGGUUAUUUUUCCUUCGUGGUAUAGUACCCCUACUGGAAAGGUGGCUGGGAAAUUUACUCGCUCGCCAGUUUGAGGGAAGACAUUCUAAAGGGGUGGCUAAGACUGUUACUAAGCAACGUGUUGAAAGCCACUUUGAUCUCGAGCUUCGUGCAGCUGUGAUGCAUGAUGUUCUUGAUGCCAUGCCAGAGGGAAUAAAGCAAAAUAAGGCAAGGACCAUUUUGCAGCACUUGAGUGAAGCAUGGCGUUGUUGGAAGGCAAACAUUCCCUGGAAGGUUCCUGGUUUACCAGUUCCAAUUGAGAACAUGAUUCUUCGUUAUGUGAAGUCAAAAGCUGAUUGGUGGACAAAUGUUGCUCACUAUAAUCGUGAGCGUAUUAGAAGGGGCGCCACAGUUGAUAAGACUGUUUGUAGGAAGAACUUGGGUAGAUUGACUCGUCUUUGGCUGAAAGCAGAACAGGAGCGACAGCAUAACUACCUGAAAGAUGGUCCAUAUGUGACCCCAGAAGAAGCUGUGGCUAUAUACACUACGACAGUGCAUUGGUUGGAGUCUAGGAAGUUCUCACCCAUACCUUUUCCCCCUCUGUCUUACAAGCAUGACACAAAGCUUCUUAUUCUUGCUCUUGAGAGGCUUAAGGAAUCUUAUAGUGUUGCUGUGCGGUUAAACCAGCUCCAAAGAGAAGAGCUGGGCUUGAUUGAACAAGCUUAUGACAAUCCGCAUGAAGCAUUAUCAAGAAUCAAGCGUCAUUUGCUCACGCAGCGUGCUUUCAAAGAAGUUGGCAUCGAGUUUAUGGAUUUAUACAGUUAUCUUAUCCCAGUUUAUGAGAUUGAGCCCCUCGAGAAGAUCACAGAUGCAUACCUUGAUCAAUAUUUAUGGUUUGAAGGGGACAAACGCCAUCUUUUUCCAAAUUGGAUCAAGCCUGCAGAUUCAGAGCCACCACCACUUCUUGUUUAUAAAUGGUGUCAGGGCAUUAACAAUUUGCAGGGUAUAUGGGACACUGGUGAUGGACAGUGUGUGGUGAUGCUGCAGACGAAGUUUGAGAAGUUCUUUGAAAAGAUCGAUUUGACGAUGCUUAACAGGCUUCUGCGAUUGGUUCUUGAUCAUAAUAUUGCUGAUUAUGUCACUGCGAAGAACAAUGUUGUGUUGUCGUAUAAAGAUAUGAGUCACACGAACUCAUAUGGGUUAAUACGUGGUCUCCAGUUUGCUUCUUUUGUGGUGCAAUAUUAUGGACUUGUGUUGGAUCUGUUGCUUCUUGGUUUGACCCGUGCAAGUGAGAUUGCCGGUCCGCCACAAAUGCCCAAUGAGUUCAUUACUUUUUGGGACACGAAAGUUGAAACACGCCAUCCAAUACGUCUGUACUCUCGGUACAUUGAUAAAGUCCACAUUUUAUUCCGUUUCACACAUGAAGAGGCUCGAGAUCUUAUCCAGCGGUAUCUCACUGAGCAUCCUGAUCCUAACAAUGAAAAUAUGGUUGGGUACAAUAAUAAGAAGUGCUGGCCUAGAGAUGCAAGAAUGAGGCUCAUGAAACAUGAUGUGAAUCUUGGAAGAAGUGUUUUCUGGGACAUGAAGAAUCGUCUUCCUCGGAGCAUUACAACCCUGGAGUGGGAGAACAGUUUUGUUUCUGUUUAUAGCAAAGAUAAUCCUAACCUGCUAUUUAGCAUGUGUGGCUUUGAGGUUCGUAUAUUGCCAAAAAUAAGAAUGACUCAGGAGGCGUUCAGCAACACCAAAGAUGGGGUUUGGAAUUUGCAGAAUGAACAGACGAAAGAGCGUACAGCGGUUGCUUUCUUACGAGUUGAUGAUGAACACAUGAAAGUGUUUGAAAAUCGUGUGAGGCAGAUUCUUAUGAGUUCAGGGUCUACAACAUUUACAAAGAUUGUUAACAAGUGGAAUACAGCUCUAAUAGGUCUAAUGACUUACUUCCGUGAAGCGACUGUGCAUACACAGGAGCUACUUGAUCUGUUAGUCAAAUGUGAAAACAAAAUCCAGACUCGUAUCAAGAUCGGAUUAAAUUCUAAAAUGCCUAGCAGGUUUCCUCCUGUGAUUUUCUACACACCCAAGGAGAUUGGAGGGCUUGGUAUGUUAUCUAUGGGUCACAUAUUGAUUCCACAGAGUGAUCUUCGAUACAGUCAGCAGACGGAUGUUGGGGUAACACACUUUAGAAGUGGUAUGAGUCAUGAAGAAGACCAAUUGAUUCCAAAUCUCUAUCGUUAUAUACAGCCGUGGGAGAGCGAAUUCAUUGACUCUCAACGUGUUUGGGCCGAAUAUGCUCUGAAGAGGCAGGAAGCUCAGUCACAAAACAGGCGUCUGACGCUUGAGGACUUGGAGGAUUCAUGGGACCGUGGUAUACCAAGAAUCAAUACAUUGUUCCAGAAGGAUCGACACACACUAGCAUAUGACAAAGGAUGGAGAGUGAGAACUGAUUUUAAGCAAUAUCAGGUUUUGAAACAGAACCCAUUUUGGUGGACCCACCAGAGGCAUGAUGGGAAACUGUGGAACUUGAAUAAUUAUCGAACUGAUGUUAUCCAAGCACUUGGUGGUGUUGAGGGAAUACUGGAGCAUACAUUAUUCAAGGGAACCUAUUUCCCAACUUGGGAGGGUUUGUUUUGGGAGAAAGCUUCAGGUUUCGAGGAGUCAAUGAAGUACAAAAAGUUGACUAAUGCUCAGAGAUCAGGGCUGAACCAAAUUCCUAACCGUAGGUUCACAUUGUGGUGGUCACCUACCAUUAACCGAGCCAAUGUUUACGUUGGUUUCCAAGUGCAACUGGAUUUGACUGGAAUAUUCAUGCAUGGGAAGAUUCCUACUUUGAAGAUCUCUCUUAUUCAGAUCUUUCGUGCUCACUUGUGGCAAAAGGUCCAUGAGAGUGUGGUGAUGGAUCUUUGUCAGGUGCUUGAUCAGGAGUUGGAUGCUUUGGAAAUUGAGACUGUGCAGAAGGAAACAAUCCAUCCGAGGAAAAGUUACAAAAUGAACAGUUCCUGCGCUGACAUUCUACUAUUUGCUGCACAUAGAUGGCCCAUGUCUAAACCUAGUCUGGUGGCAGAGUCAAAAGAUGUAUUUGAUCAGAAAGCGAGCAAUAAGUACUGGAUAGAUGUGCAGCUUCGCUGGGGUGAUUAUGAUUCUCAUGAUAUUGAACGUUAUACUAGGGCUAAGUUCAUGGACUACACCACCGAUAACAUGUCCAUCUAUCCAUCACCAACAGGUGUGAUGAUUGGACUAGAUCUUGCGUACAACUUGCAUUCUGCUUUUGGUAACUGGUUUCCUGGGUCAAAGCCACUACUUGCACAGGCAAUGAAUAAGAUUAUGAAGUCAAACCCGGCUUUAUAUGUUUUGAGGGAGCGCAUAAGGAAAGGGUUGCAGCUGUAUUCUUCAGAGCCAACUGAACCGUACCUUUCCUCUCAGAACUACGGAGAAAUCUUUAGCAAUCAAAUAAUCUGGUUUGUUGAUGAUACAAAUGUGUACCGUGUGACCAUCCACAAGACGUUUGAAGGAAAUCUUACGACAAAACCCAUUAAUGGUGCUAUCUUCAUAUUCAAUCCUCGCACAGGGCAGCUAUUUCUGAAGGUUAUUCAUACAAGUGUAUGGGCUGGUCAGAAACGUCUUGGUCAACUGGCUAAGUGGAAAACCGCAGAAGAAGUGGCUGCUCUUGUUCGUUCUUUGCCUGUUGAAGAACAGCCUAAGCAGAUCAUUGUCACUCGUAAAGGCAUGUUGGAUCCCCUUGAAGUCCAUUUACUCGAUUUUCCGAAUAUUGUCAUCAAGGGAAGUGAGUUGCAGCUUCCGUUCCAAGCAUGUUUGAAAAUUGAGAAAUUUGGUGAUCUGAUUCUCAAGGCAUCAGAACCCCAAAUGGUUCUGUUUAAUAUAUAUGAUGAUUGGUUGAAGAGCAUAUCAUCUUACACAGCUUUCUCCAGGCUAAUUUUAAUUUUGCGAGCUUUACAUGUAAACAAUGAGAAGGCAAAGAUGUUGCUCAAGCCUGAUAAGACGAUUGUUACGGAGCCCCAUCACAUCUGGCCAUCCCUUACGGAUGAUCAGUGGGUGAAGGUUGAAGUUGCUUUAAGAGAUCUCAUAUUGUCGGAUUAUGCAAAGAAGAACAAUGUUAAUACCUCCGCGCUGACACAAUCCGAGAUACGUGAUAUUAUUCUUGGUGCUGAAAUUACACCUCCUUCUCAGCAGCGACAACAAAUUGCUGAAAUAGAGAAACAGGCGAAAGAAGCUAGUCAGUUGACUGCAGUCACAACCAGGACAACAAAUGUUCAUGGUGAUGAGCUCAUUGUUACCACCACGAGUCCUUAUGAACAAUCUGCAUUUGCUUCCAAGACGGAUUGGCGUGUUAGGGCAAUAUCAGCUACAAACCUGUAUCUCCGUGUAAAUCACAUCUACGUAAACUCGGAGGACAUAAAGGAAACGGGGUAUACAUACAUCAUGCCGAAGAAUGUUUUGAAGAAGUUCAUAUGCAUUGCAGACUUAAGAACUCAGAUUUCUGGGUACUUGUAUGGCGUAAGUCCCCCUGAUAAUCCUCAAGUUAAAGAAAUUCGGUGCAUUGCUAUGCCACCUCAGUGGGGUACUCAUCAACAAGUCCAUCUUCCAUCUGCUCUCCCUGAACAUGACUUCCUUAACGAUCUGGAACCGCUGGGAUGGAUGCACACACAACCAAAUGAGCUUCCUCAGUUGUCACCGCAGGACCUAACGUUUCAUGCUCGGAUUUUGGAAAACAAUAAGCAGUGGGAUGGAGAGAGGUCAAUAAUAUUGACCUGCAGUUUCACUCCGGGUUCCUGCUCGCUGACUGCAUAUAAGCUUACUCCAACAGGUUAUGAAUGGGGUCGUGCAAACAAGGAUACAGGAAGCAAUCCUCAUGGUUAUUUACCAACCCAUUAUGAAAAAGUUCAAAUGCUUCUAAGUGACCGUUUCCUUGGAUUUUAUAUGGUCCCUGAUAACGGUCCUUGGAAUUACAAUUUCAUGGGAGUGAAGCAUACAGUUAGCAUGAGAUACGGGAUAAAGCUAGGGACUCCACGUGAGUAUUAUCAUGAAGAUCACAGGCCCACACAUUUCUUGGAGUUCAGUAACUUGGAAGAGGGUGACGUUGCCGAGGGAGACCGUGAGGACACAUUCACUUGAACAAUAUGCUGUUUAAAACAUGUUGUAAGCUGCGACUAUUUUCAUCAGUCAUACAGCAGCACCGUAGUGUAAAUAUCUGUUUUGUUUCAUCUUAAUACCCUGUACGAUUCACACCCAUUACAAACGGGGAUUGUAAGAUUUUGUAGGUAACGGGAAUCUGUGUUUAUCUGGUAAUAUGUCAUAGCACGUUGCAGUCCUUGAACAAACGUGAAAUACUU
This is a messenger RNA of Erigeron canadensis, 7518 nucleotides long. RefSeq names its product pre-mRNA-processing-splicing factor 8A. Gene Ontology annotation, molecular function: U5 snRNA binding; U6 snRNA binding; pre-mRNA intronic binding. The transcript is spliced from 25 exons. Bases 185 to 7300 code for a protein of 2371 amino acids. Gene Ontology annotation, biological process: spliceosomal tri-snRNP complex assembly; mRNA splicing, via spliceosome. Lineage: Eukaryota; Viridiplantae; Streptophyta; Magnoliopsida; Asterales; Asteraceae. Gene Ontology annotation, cellular component: U5 snRNP; catalytic step 2 spliceosome. The record is from RefSeq and is a predicted model, not a curated record.